Morchella importuna is the source of this 1755-nucleotide messenger RNA. RefSeq lists its product as uncharacterized. The record is from RefSeq and is a predicted model, not a curated record. Lineage: Eukaryota; Fungi; Ascomycota; Pezizomycetes; Pezizales; Morchellaceae. The coding region runs from base 1 to 1755 and encodes 584 amino acids. The transcript is spliced from 7 exons.
AUGUCAAAUCUCGCCGUAAUACCGCGGACGCUCCGGCACUGCCGCAGUUCACCACUCGUCACAGCACGGCCCGGAGCCGUCCUGGCAGCACGUCGAUUCCCGCAGCUGCAGCAGCAGAAUAGAUGGCUGGCCUCUAACACUGGCGCUGUAACAGGAGGUGGGAGUGACUACCAGCUCGGCCCCGCAAACACUGUACAGCCGCAGCCCGGCACCCAAGUUGUUGGCGCGAUUAAUGAUAGUGGUAGAGGUGGUAGUGGGAGUGGCGGUGGUGAUGGUGGUGGGAGCAGUGGGAGCAGUGGGAGCAGUGGGAGCAGUGGGAGCGGUGGGAACGGUGGGAACGGUGGGAGCGGCGGACAGAAACAUAAAGGACAUGAUUGGAGCGGUACGGCGUGGAAGGUCUUUGAGGCCGCGGCAACCACAGGAAUGAGUCUGGGUGUUUUGGGUGAGUGGGAUAUAGAUGGUGGAGCGAAUGGAUACGGCUACCACAGGUACUACAAGAGUAUCGUGCUCCAGAAGAUUGAUAACGCGUUCAACCUGGGCCAUGACCCAGCACUGAGUAUGGCAACGGCGUGCGCAGACAAGGAUGAUGAACAACCUUGGAUCGUGCUCCCGCAGCAGAAAAAGAUCAACAGGAUCAUAGGCGGUGACCCACGCGGACGCUAUUACCUCCUCGUCGGAGAAAAGGGGACCGGAAAAACAUCCAUGCUCCUCGCGGCCAUGCACAAAGUCGAAGGCGAUUCCUGCUCCAUGAUGGAAGCCCACGCCGACCCCGAAAUUUUCCGUCUGCGCCUCGGAAAGGCCCUCGAUUUCGAAUUCCACGAGGACUAUAUCGGCUCCCUCUUCUCCAUCCGCGGGCCCCGCGACACCACCGCUCUCCUCGACAUUGAGCGCGCGCUCAACAAGCUUGAGAAGGUGGCCAUCAACCGGCGCAAGGCCGAGGGUGAAAAGUCAAAGCCGCUGGUCAUGAUCAUAAACAGCAUGCAUCUGCUGCGCAAUGACGAGAACGGGCGAGACUUGCUGGAGCUUCUGCAGCAGAAGGCGGAGGCAUGGGCGGCGAGUCAGCUGAUCACGAUGAUAUUGAACAGUGAUGAUUACUGGGUGUAUGAGAGGCUGAAGCAGUACGGGUCGCGGAUGGAGCUGAUCUCGGUCAAGGAUCUACCGAGAUCGCAGGCGAUCGCGGCACUCAAGAAUUAUAGGAUGAAAUAUAGGAAGGAGGAGCCGCCGAAGCAGGAUAUCCUCGAGCAGGUGUAUGAUCUUGUCGGCGGGCGUCUUGCCUUUCUGAAUAAGGACGAGAAGACGUGGCUGUUGAACAAGUGUGGUCUGCUUGGGAUGGACAUGGACGAUGAUGUGAUGGACCAGCAGAAGUUUGCGUCCUCAGCCAUGGUGCUUGUGAGGCAUUUGGUGGAGAAGGAGAAGGAGGACGCGAAGAAGGCGGAGAACGCUGGACAUGAUCAUGGAAUACAUGGGCAUAAGCUGCCGGAGUUGGAGCUCAAGGUUAGGGCCGAUAGCGUACCCAUGAUGAAUGCGUUUAGAGAGGUGGUGGCCGAAGAGGGAUUUGAUGAGUACUUGGAAGAUACGCUGCAGAGAAUCAGUGAUAUCGAGAGUUUGGGCAGAACGAGGGAGAUCACAAUAAAGGAUCUUUGGCAUGGCGGGAAGUACAAUAUGACGGUUAAGAACCAUAAGGGCCAAACUGAAAAGACCAUUUCCUGGGACGUGACACCCGGUGACAGAGACGCGGAAAAAUCGGAUGAUUAG